Messenger RNA from Marasmius oreades (fairy-ring Marasmius), 1099 nucleotides. RefSeq lists its product as uncharacterized. Gene Ontology annotation, molecular function: protein-N-terminal-alanine acetyltransferase activity; protein N-terminal-serine acetyltransferase activity. The coding region runs from base 444 to 1022 and encodes 192 amino acids. NCBI's taxonomy places the organism in Eukaryota, Fungi, Basidiomycota, Agaricomycetes, Agaricales, Marasmiaceae. The record is from RefSeq and is a predicted model, not a curated record. The transcript has a single exon.
ACCGAUAUGGGGCCCGUCCGUUGACACUAACCCGACAAUGGUAGCUCGAUUUGCCCGGCCCCAUUAUCGUCCAAGUCGUAUAGAAGUGUAUAGAAAAUCUACACAGAUGAACAAUAUGUAUACGUGCAGCAAGGGUGGCGAAGCCAGCUCCGGUUUAUUGCGACAAGAACGGAUAAAGUACUAUAAGCGCCCGGAAAGCCGUUCCGCGUUAGCCAACUAAUGACUCGGUAGACUCAUCCUACCAACGAUGGCCUUCUCCUCGCUGAAAGACCAAAGCUUUUGCUUUCCAGUUCCAGAUGUCCUAGAGAACGCAAGAGUGAAAGUUAUCCCUUUCAUCGUUGAGUCGCCAUUUUUCUCGUCGAUCAACUCUCUCAAGACAGUCAAUGUAGCCCUCAGAGCACGCUGCAGCGGUUUAUAAAGAGUGGAACGAUGCGCCAAAUCUUAUGGACUUCCUGCCGUUCGGACCCUACCAUUCUGUAGAGGGUUUGGUAAGUGGAUUAUGGGAAGGACGUGUGGAAAAGAACCCCGCUGAAACGUUGUUCGUGGUGUACGAUAAAACUCGGCCAGAUGCGAAUGGGCAACCAUCUCUCGCAGGGACAAUCGGCUACGUCAACUCGAAUGCCGCAGACCUCUGCACCGAGAUUGGAUGCGUCAUCAUCUUGCCCCAAUUCCACCGCACCCACGUCGCGUCCAACGCCGUAGGCCUUCUGAUGCAUUACGCCCUCGAUCUACCGGAAAAUGGGGGACUCGGAUGCCGUAGAGUUCAAUGGAUGGCGAAUAAACUCAACACAUCAAGCGUACGACUGGCUGAAAAGAUGGGCUUCGUUUUGGAGGGGAUCAUACGAUGGCAUAGAGUGAUUCCCCCUAGCAAAUCUAUUGCACAUAAUGGUUCCCCAGGAAGGAAGGGUGAUCCUCAUGAAGGAUACCUAGCGAGGGAUACCGCCAUGCUAGGGAUAUACUGGGAUAUAUGGGACAAUGGAGGACGGGAAAAGGUCGACCUGAUCAUGGAAAGAAGGAAAUAGGCAAUGAAUCAUGUAAAUAGUGAUUACCUAAGGAGCCUGUAAUUAUGUCGGAGUUCCAAUUAGGCGCGCACCAUUCG